Messenger RNA from Ictalurus punctatus (channel catfish), 1292 nucleotides. It is a transcript of the gene asf1ba, whose product is annotated as anti-silencing function 1Ba histone chaperone. The record is from RefSeq and is marked provisional. Gene Ontology annotation, molecular function: histone binding. Lineage: Eukaryota; Metazoa; Chordata; Actinopteri; Siluriformes; Ictaluridae. Gene Ontology annotation, biological process: DNA replication-dependent chromatin assembly. Gene Ontology annotation, cellular component: nucleus.
UGGCGGGAGAGAGAGAAAGAAAGAGAGAAAGAAGUAUAGGGUUUUAUGUUAGUUUAUGAUUAGUAGCGCGGUGCAUGAAAUAUUUUCCCACUAUAUUUUUUAAUUCACAUAAGAAACGCAAGGGUCAAUAGGACGUUCGGCUUUUAAUUUCAUUUAUUUUUUGGAUAAAAGUCUCCCGCGGAAAAUAAACUGGGUUUUUCCCCCCCCCAGAAACAUAAAAGCUAGCUAGGAAAGCUAAACAGUUUAUCAUUAAGCCCAUUGUCUAUUUAGAAAAGUCUAUAAAACAAAAAAACAACAACAACAGCAUUUGCGACAGUUUACGACAUUUGUCUUUGCUCGUUGACUUGCUAACUACUCAAAGGCUAAUGGCGAAGGUUCAGGUGCUAAACGUUGCUGUUUUGGACAACCCGAGUCCUUUCGGGAAUCCUUUUCAGUUCGAGAUCACGUUCGAGUGCAUGGAAGAUCUUCCUGAAGAUCUCGAGUGGAAGAUCAUAUAUGUGGGCUCGGCUGAGAGCGAGGAGUACGACCAGACCCUGGACUCGGUCCUGGUGGGGCCGGUGCCUGCGGGGAGACACAUGUUUGUGUUCCAGGCGGAUGCUCCGAACACGGGCCUGAUCCCAGAGAGCGAUGCUGUGGGCGUCACCGUGGUCCUGAUCACCUGCACGUACAGAGGACAGGAGUUUAUUCGCAUCGGCUAUUACGUCAACAACGAGUACACCGACGCCGAGCUCCGGGAAAACCCGCCUCUCAAACCCAACUACUCGCAGCUCCAGAGAAACAUUUUGGCGUCGAACCCACGUGUAACCCGAUUCCACAUCAACUGGGAGGGAUGUUCUGAGAAGAUGGAGGACUCCGAGAACGUGGACCCGGCUCCGAACGUGAUGCAGCCUCCGUCAUGCCCUCCGGGGAAAGCGCCUCCGCUCGGACUGAUGCCCGAUAACUCCAUGGAUUGCUUGUAGAGCCUCCAAUCCUUCUGUUUAAGGAAUCAUCACCUUUAAGACCUCAUACACCUCAGAUCCACCGGAACACAGACGCUGACUUGCAGCACGGCACGGACAACAAAACGACACACUCUUUGAUUGAUUGUUUUUCGGAUUUGUGUUUCAAUAUUUUCAGCAGGUUGAUCAUCAGUGAUGUCAGACACGGAGCGUUAAAGGUGUUAUACAAGCAGGAUUUUUCUUGAUUAACUACGUGUAAGUGUGCAGGUGAAAUUGUACUAUACUGUAUAUAUGUUUACUUCUGUUUGUAUUCUGGCCCUCCAAAUAAAUAAAUAAAUAUCUUUUGUUACGUCA